This is a messenger RNA of Teleopsis dalmanni, 2182 nucleotides long. RefSeq names its product serine/threonine-protein phosphatase 2B catalytic subunit 1. Gene Ontology annotation, molecular function: calmodulin binding; calmodulin-dependent protein phosphatase activity. The transcript has 13 exons. The record is from RefSeq and is a predicted model, not a curated record. Gene Ontology annotation, biological process: calcineurin-mediated signaling. Bases 71 to 1813 code for a protein of 580 amino acids. Gene Ontology annotation, cellular component: calcineurin complex; cytoplasm. NCBI's taxonomy places the organism in Eukaryota, Metazoa, Arthropoda, Insecta, Diptera, Diopsidae.
UAGAAAUACAUAUUAAUUAAAAAAAAAUUAAUAAAUUAAUAGCCAACAAACUGUAAUAAAAACACACAAAAUGUCUUCAUCUUCGCCACGAAAUUCAUUGGCGAAGAAAUCCUCAGCAGCGGCGACAUCGACGACAUCGACGACAUCUCCGACAUCUGCUGGGAACAAACAAGUCAGCAAAUAUCCAAAGACCAGAGAACGAAUGGUUGAUGAUGUUCCACUAGCACCCGUACAUAAACUUACAAUGGAUGAAGUCUAUGACUCAAAAACUGGUAAACCAAAUUUUGAUGCCUUGAGGCAACACUUUCAACUUGAAGGUAGAAUAGAAGAGGAGCCAGCAUUACGGAUUAUAAAUGAAGGUGCCGCAAUACUGAGGAGUGAAAAAAAUAUGAUAGAUGUCGAAGCACCAAUCACAGUGUGUGGUGAUAUACAUGGGCAAUUUUUUGAUUUAGUAAAAUUAUUUGAAGUUGGUGGACCACCUGCGACAACGCGUUAUUUAUUCUUGGGUGAUUAUGUCGAUAGAGGUUAUUUUAGCAUAGAGUGUGUUUUGUAUUUAUGGGCUUUAAAAAUCUGUUAUCCUACGACAUUAUCCUUAUUAAGAGGUAAUCACGAAUGCCGACACUUAACAGAAUAUUUCACUUUUAAAACAGAAUGUAAAAUCAAAUACUCUGAACGUGUGUAUGAUGCCUGUAUGGAAGCUUUCGAUUGUCUGCCCCUUGCUGCGCUGCUCAAUCAGCAGUUCCUUUGCAUACAUGGUGGACUAUCACCAGAAAUUUUUACACUGGACGAUAUAAAGAAGCUCGACAGAUUCAGAGAACCACCAGCUUAUGGACCAAUGUGUGAUCUACUAUGGUCGGAUCCAUUAGAGGAUUUUGGUAAUGAAAAGAAUUCCGAUUACUUUACACACAACUCAGUUAGAGGUUGUUCAUUUUUUUUUAGUUACAAUGCAUGCUGUGAGUUCCUGUCAAAAAAUAAUUUACUCUCCGUAGUCCGUGCCCAUGAAGCUCAAGAUGCUGGCUAUCGUAUGUAUCGUAAGAAUCAAGCGACUGGGUUCCCUUCGUUAAUAACAAUUUUCUCGGCGCCCAAUUAUUUAGACGUAUAUAACAAUAAGGCAGCUGUACUUAAAUAUGAGAAUAACGUUAUGAACAUACGCCAAUUUAAUUGCUCCCCCCAUCCCUAUUGGUUGCCAAAUUUUAUGGAUGUAUUUACGUGGUCAUUGCCAUUCGUUGGCGAGAAGGUCACUGAUAUGCUCGUGAAUAUAUUGAAUAUUUGCUCAGAUGAUGAACUUGUUUCGGGGCCAGACGAUGAAUUGGAAGAAGAACUGCGCAAAAAAAUUGUUCUUGUGCCAUUGAACUCAAAUAAUGCACCGCCCAAACCAGCAACUGGAGUUUCCGCACUACGUAAGGAGGUCAUAAAAAACAAGAUACGCGCUAUAGGAAAAAUGUCUCGAGUCUUUUCAGUGUUAAGGGAAGAAUCUGAGUGUGUCUUACAACUUAAAGGGCUUACACCCACAGGUGCCUUACCAGUUGGUGCCUUAUCAGGUGGCAGAGAUUCAUUGCACAGCGCACUCCAAGGUCUCGGCGCUACUCCACAAAUUUCAUCAUUUGCUGAAGCUAAAGGUUUGGAUGCUGUUAAUGAACGCAUGCCUCCAAGACGGCCACUCACUCUUAACAACAAUAACUCUAGCACAAUAAACAAUAACACCACAUCGAAGACAAGUAAUGGUGAUAAGGUUGCCACCAAGAAAAUCGUUAAGCCCGCCAGUGUAAAUAGCACCUCUGUGCGUUCAAGCUACAGCAAAAAAUACUCAUAGUUUGUAAUUCAAGUACUCGUACUUCAAAUAUUUUUAUAACUCAAGUUUUGAUAGUUUAAUUCUAUUAUUAUUGUUUUAUAUAUAAUUUAACCGCAAAGAACUUUCUGAGAUUUAUUUUUUUAAAUAAAUAAAUAAAUAUUAUUUUUUGAAAAUUGUUCUCGUAGACACCGAUAACUAUUACCGCUUCCCUAGACACGUGCCUCAGUAGUUAUUUGAGUUUUACGAAAUACACAGAAAAAAGAAAGUUGUUACUUUUUUUACUAAAAUAGGUUUUAACUAUUUUUUUUUUGCUAAAUCUGAUUUUUUUAUAAUAUUUAUUUUCAUUUAAAAUUUGUUAAAUCUUAUGUUAUAGACAAGUGUGUUGUUUAU